Messenger RNA from Colletotrichum orchidophilum, 165 nucleotides. RefSeq lists its product as uncharacterized. The record is from RefSeq and is a predicted model, not a curated record. The transcript has a single exon. Lineage: Eukaryota; Fungi; Ascomycota; Sordariomycetes; Glomerellales; Glomerellaceae. Bases 1 to 165 code for a protein of 54 amino acids.
AUGAUGGCCAUUCUUGACCAAGACAGCUCCGAUGGAAAAGUUCCACGGACUGCUCGUCUUCUAGGGAAAGGGUUCCGGACGAUUAAAUGGCAGAUACAUCGAUAUCUAUCUGAUAGCGGUAUUGGACAACAAAGGUGCCUUGCAAGACUGGUCUCGAGCAUGUAG